UUUGACCAUACCUGACCUCUUACAAUUGACUUUCGCUCAAUUGUAACUAUUUUUAGGCAUUCUUAUGGCAACUUUAUAAUAUUGGUAACAUACAUAGUCCAAGCUUCUGUGGUCUACCAAUGGGCUAUUUUGGUCAAAAACAAAUAUAUUUUCUAAUAUCUCUCUUAUUACUCCAAAGUGAUGAAGUUUUUUUAUCAAACAUAAUUAAAGAUAAGGAUAAGAUUUAAUCUCUAGCAAUUCAAUAUCAGUAAGCUACCUGGAUUAGAUAUUGAAUGAAAAAAUAUUGCAUUAUUAUUUCAAAGACUAAAGCUCUACAUUUUGUCAAAUCAGAAAGAAUAUUUUUAUAUUGUUGCUCAAAAAACUCUUUGAGAGACAGAGCUGCUUCCCACAUUGUGGCAAGACUUUUGAAUCCUUGGUUAACCGCAGAUAAAGUGAGGUUUAUAGAACAUUGUUUUCAGCUACUCGUGACUUGAGGUCAGACUUUUAAACGACUCUUUUUAUUUAUGGUGAAGAUUUGUAUGUAUCGAACUGAUAUGGAUCAUCACAUGGAUCAUAUGGAUCAUUCCCAGCACACGCUGCAUGACCACGCCAAUCAUGAGAUGCAAACAAGUACGGGAGAGACCCAUGAAGGCCAUGCGGGAAUGGAUCAUAUGGAUGGUGGUCAUAUGAUGAUGGCUAUGUAUUUCUUCUUUUCAAAAAGUUGCACAGUCCUUUUUGAACAGUGGCAUUUUGAAACCGCAGGCGGUCUUAUAGGAUCUAUGAUAGGGAUAUUUAUUAUGGCAGCUCUAUAUGAGGGUCUGAAAUAUUUUCGGGAGUACCUGUUUUGGAAAACAUACAAUAACCUGCAAUAUCGAGCGGUGGCGAUACCGGACAAAAACGCGACCACAGAAGAACCGCAGGUUGUGCAGCCGUCGAUGCUGAGCAAGAUGCACUUUCUCCAAACUUUUCUCCAUAUGCUGCAAAUGGUGAUCUCGUACUUCCUUAUGUUGAUUUUCAUGACGUACAACGCGUGGUUGUGCAUAGCGGUCGUGUUAGGCGCGGGGGUCGGAUAUUUCUUGUUCGGCUGGAAAAAAUCCGUCGUGGUUGAUGUUACGGAGCAUUGUCACUGAUAUAAAGUGCGAACGAAGAGAUGCCGCGUUAGAAUAUUAAGAUGAACCUGUAUUAUAUUGUAAAUUAAGACACAAAACGGAUAUGGUCCGGUAGCAGGGUGGUCCCAAAAGUAACGUCACUUUUUAAACAGCAUUUAUUUCCGAUGAUUGAUAGAUCAUUUUGGAGCUUGGAUCUAUUCCUGUAGGUGAAAUUAACAGAAUAAAUGCUAGAAUAAAAGUGAUGUCAAAAAAGGGGGAGUCCACCACAGCGUGCUCUUCCUCUCUCCCUAUAAGAUCACACAAUCUAAUAUUGAUAUGAAUAAUGUAUGUAAUGCUUUUACAAAAAUUGGAAGCCUUACUUUUGGGAUUUGCCCGUACAUCUUGAAGCACGGAUCGAAAUGACAGUCACAGCUUUUACAGUCGAAAUUUUUGGUUGUAAUAUCAACUAAACUAGAGUUACCUGGAGUAUAUUAGAAGGAAGUGGAACGAUGUUCUGUACUUCAUGGUUUCUGUGGUAUAAAAUUGGCCUUCUUUUAAUGCGCGUUUUUUGGCGGAAAAAGUCUGGGAUUCUCUGAGAAUCGGUAGUCAGGCUUGACAUGAGACUUAGGUGUUGCCACUAAGACUGCAGUUUUCUUGCCAACCACACAGAUCAAUAGCACCUUGUGACUGUGAAUCAGCCCGUCUUGCCAGAGAAUGUGUCAUUUUCAGUCUACCGUUCUGAAAAGUUGAGCUUAAUUAAUACAGUUUUAGAGUGAGUUGACUGUCAUUUCAAUAGUGCUGCAGAAAGGUUAUACAGUUUGUGAAAAGCAUAGAAGUAUAGACGCUGAUUUGGGUUCAUGGUAUAUCAUCAACUAUGCAACGAAAUGGUUGAAUCUAUAGUAUUAAAAUGUUCCAAACUUCUUGAAAAGACAUCUUCCUUCAAUGUAGCAAAUAAUGUUAAUGUAGGGCCUCCGAUAUUGUCCUAUUACGCCAAAGUGAUUUUUAACAGAGACUUGUUCAUGCCUGAAUUAAGGUAAAUUUUAAGUUCAUGUUGUCAUUUUUUUUGUUGCUGUUAUUUUUUAACUAGUAUUUACCGUUUUAGAUAUUUUAUGUAUACAUAUUUAUUUAGAAAGUUACAGUUUCUUUACCAUACUUGAAUGUAACCUUUAAUACUUUAACUUUAAGAUGAAGAUUUUAUUAUUAAAUUGGGAACCGAAACAUUGUUUUUAUUUGUCUGUUGGUCGCUUCUUCUUCUAGGGCGUUAAAAAAUAAUUGAUAGAUCGAAAUACAGCAGACGCUCGAUAAUGUAAACUAAACUUCUUUUCUUUCAGCCCAAUCUAAAGCUUGGUUAAAAACUUGUAUAGCUUGCGCGUCAGUCACU
Messenger RNA from Acanthoscelides obtectus, 2448 nucleotides. The record is from the annotation of a GenBank genome assembly. NCBI's taxonomy places the organism in Eukaryota, Metazoa, Arthropoda, Insecta, Coleoptera, Chrysomelidae.